UGUUCAGACACCUUCCUCCUCCUCUUCCUCCCCGGAGCUCCGCCUCUGGCCCGGAGCUCACACCUGGAGGACGGAGCGGCGGCUGCAGGUAAACCUGAGGAAGAGCUCGGUGUUCUCGGGCUGAGGAGGAGGAGGCAGCGGCGGUGGAGAACAAAGAAAGUCAGUCAUCAUGGGUGAGGCUCCAGUGGGUGAAGAUGGUGCAGUCACACGAUCAGCGGAGUAUGUCGGCUCAUUUCCUGUGGAUGACCGCUGCUUGGACGACCAGAUAGAGCAACUGCACGCUCAGCUGAAAGUCCUGAAAACGUGCAGGAGGAGACGACAAGUGUCCCUGAAAUUCUCCAUCAAAGGUGUGAAAAUGUACAAUGAGGAUGAAACGACCCUCCUAAUGGCUCACGCCCUGCGCAGAGUCUCUCUCUCCACCGCCCAACCCGCUGAUGCUCAGUUUGCCUUCGUCUCUCACAACCCAGGCAACACUGACGCACAACUGUACUGCCACGUCUUUCAGGCUCGGCACGCCAGAGCGGCCCAGUUCCUGAAUCUGCUGCUGUGCCGCUGUUUCCAGCUGUCGUACCUGGAGAAACACCCCGACGAGGCCCAGACGCACUCCGAGGGCUCGCUGCCUCGUCGGAACCCGUCACUGCUCAACCACGGCUUCCCUCUCAGUGUCAGUGCCCUGGUGUCCUUCAGGAGAGCCCCCUUCCAAGGGCUGCUGCCCGGCCUCAAGAAAAACAGCAAGUCCUUCGAUAACACACAAAGCAGCCAAGACGACGUGUUCCCCACCUCCUCCCCCUCGCUGGUUCGCAAGAAAGCCAUCCGCACCAAAGCGCUGUGCUCCGGGGCGUACCGCUCCUUCACUUUCACCCCCCUCAAACAGCGCCUCGUUCAGGAGCGCCUGAACGCAUCACAAGAAAAGGCGGAAGACAAGACACCAGCGAGAAGGUCCCGUGCUCCGAGUCUCGCGGAAACAGAGGAAGCACUGGCUCAUGCGGUGUGGUGUUGGGCUGGUAUCGCAACUGACAGCAGCUACUCUCUGCUGGCAGACGAUGUUCUGGGGUCGUACCUCCUGUGCCCUCAUCCCAAAAAACCCAAAUGCGGCUCUCUCAUCAUUCGCUUCCCCUCCGGCCUGAUGACACACCUCUUAGAAAACUCUCGUACGGGGAAGUUCCUGCUGGAGAAAUGCAGGACUGAGUUCAGUUCCAUCGCAGAACUGAUUGAACACUACACCGAGACCCAGGACGAGCUGCCGAGCCUCCUGAGCUGUGCCCGAGUGAACCACUGCUACGAGUGGGAGGAGAACACCGGCAAGCAGCCGCCUGUGAAGUUGCCCAAGGUCUUCAGCAUAGCCAAACUUAAAAGUAGCUCCAGGAAAUGGUUUUAAACUCUGCGGACUGCCAAAGUCUGAGGAUCCAAACUAAGUAACACCUUUUCUUUCUCUUCUGCACAAACUGUAAAUCGGCUCUUACUUAAAAAUAUCACAUUUGGUGUUGCGGAGAGGAUUCACAGACUAAAAUGCAUCUAUCAACAGUGUUGGCACUUAAUGUAAAUAGAGUACACGUCAUUUCCUGGAAGGGUACUGCUUUAUCAAAGAUGUAAGCAUAUAUUUAAUGCUUGCUGCUUGUAUGUCUUUCAGUAUAUAUUUUCUAAGUGUUUUUAUAUGUGCCUGCAGGGCGUCAGAGGAGGUGAUCUGGGUUUUUAAUGGUGUGAUAUUGAGAAACUCAGAUUGUUGCACCUGAAGCCAUUUUUUUAAAUCUUUUUUUUCUUGCGUUAUAAAGACAAAUGUAUUUUAUCGUUUCAUUGAACUUAAAUCCCGCUUGCAUGUUAUUUUUUUCUCAGUUUAGACAUUAGACCUGGAGAACAUGCAAGUGGUUCUAUACAAGGAAUUUCCUGGUUUAAGAAAACGUUACAGGGACAUCAGUCAUUUUCUAAGUCAUUGGCGUAUAUUAGAGCACUUAUAUCGUGGCCAUGAUAUUUGAAUGUAUUCAAAGUUUCUGUGUUUUUAAUAUUUGUCAGUCUAAUAUGUUAUGUCGGUUUUACUGGUCAUUUUAAGUGGUAAACUGGUAUCUUGUGUCCUGAUGUCAGAUCAGUGGUUUUUCAGCAGAGCAUAAACCAAGAUGUCAUGAUAUAAGAUUAAGUUUGCAUUGGGAUGUUGGUCAUCAUAAAAUAAUCUGAUAUUAUUUUUCCUGUGUAAGGAGGCAUAUUACAGUGAAUGUUAUAUAUUUAUUGUAAGUCAAAUGUACCAUCUUUUCUACAUUACACAGACAAUCCUUUGUUGAGAUUAAAAUACACGUUUUCUUCCAUUUUCAA
Molecule: messenger RNA, 2304 nt
Organism: Hippoglossus stenolepis (Pacific halibut)
Lineage: Eukaryota; Metazoa; Chordata; Actinopteri; Pleuronectiformes; Pleuronectidae
Gene: sh2d5
Product: SH2 domain containing 5
Exons: 10
Coding region: 170-1378 (402 amino acids)
Cellular component (GO): postsynaptic density
Source: RefSeq, a predicted model, not a curated record